AUGGAGCCACAGCUAAUCCUUCAGAUCUCAUUUUUUGUGCUAAUAUGCCCAGCCAUUGCCAUCAACCCAGAAGCAGAUGCACUUCUCCGAUGGAAAUCCACACUGAUUGGAGCCAACUCGCUGUCCUCGUGGUCACCUGCCAAUUCAACCUGCUUCUGGUUCGGCAUCGCCUGCGAUGGUGCUGGCCACGUCACUGCGCUCUGCCUUCGCAGUGCAGGGAUCAACGGCAAGCUUGAUGCGUUCUACUACACCGCGUUCCAGAAUCUCAGCAAGCUUGACCUCAGCAACAACUACCUUGUUGGUACCAUCCCAGCGAACCUGUCCAUGUUGCUCACUCUCACCUUUCUUGACUUGAGCAUCAACGGUCUCAGUGGUGCCAUCCCCUACCAACUCAGUAAGCUCCCUAUGAUUGCUCAUCUUAAUCUCGGGAACAACCACUUGUUCAACCCAGAAUCUGCCAAGUUUUUACCUAUGCCCAGUUUGAAAUUCUUAUCUUUAACGAACAAUAGUCUCAACGGCACAUUCCCCCAGUUUAUCCUUAACUGCACGUGGAUGAGAACGCUUGAUUUAUCAUUUAAUUCCUUCUCGGGAAAUAUACCAGGCUCACUGCCAGAGAUGGUCCCGAGAUUAAGGUAUUUGUAUCUGUCAUAUAACAGAUUCUCUGGUGCAAUACCACGUUCACUUUCAAGGCUCCGAAAGCUCAGGGACCUAGAUCUUGAUACAAAUAAUCUCACUGCCGGAGUCCCAGAAGAGCUGGGGAUGAUACCUGCAUUGCGUUUUCUUAGACUAUCCAAAAACUUUCUUGGUGGAUCGAUCCCAGCAUUACUCGGGAAGCUUCAAAUGCUAGAAUGGCUUGAAAUAUCCAAUGCUGGUUUGUUUUCAACUCUUCCAGCCGAGUUGGGGAACCUUACCAGCCUCAAUUACAUGGACUUGUCACAUAAUCAGUUGCAUGGAAGUUUACCAACGUCUUUUGCCGAGAUGCAAGGAAUAGGAGCCCUCUAUUUAAGCGGGAAUAAUCUCAGCGGGGCCAUUCCACUGGAGUUAUUUACAAACUGGACGGAGCUCUUGCUGUUCGACUUGUCCAACAACUCGUUCAAUGGAAGCAUCCCAGCGCAGAUCGAUAACUGCAAUAUCUUAGGAUAUUUGGACUUGUCAGAUAAUCACUUUACUGGAACAAUACCAUUGCAAAUCGGUAACACGUCUUUGGUAUACAUUGACUUCAGCACCAAUCAACUUGAGGGCGAGCUUCCUGCAUCUAUAUCAGAACUCGAAGGUCUCAAAUAUCUCAUCUUGUCUGACAACAAGCUCACAGGUAGCAUGUCUAAUCUCAAUGGCAUGGAGUUGCCCACUUUAUGUCGAUUCAAAAAUAGUAGUUUGCAAAUAUUGGAUCUGUCCAACAACCAACUAUUUGGAGAGCUCCCAGUUUGCAUUUGGAACUUGCAGUAUCUUCAAGUCUUGGAUUUGUCCAGCAACACUUUAGUUGGGGAAGUAUCAACCAUGAUUAACUCUACAUCCUCUUCACUAAUGUCACUACACCUAUCCAACAACAACUUCACUGGACGCCUUCCAGCAUUGUUGAAGAACUUGAAAAGCAUAGAAAUUUUGGAUCUUGGAAACAAUAAGUUUUUUGGAAUGAUUCCUCCGUGGAGACAUGAGAGCAAUCCUUUGCUGUGGAUUCUCCGACUGCGUUCAAAUUUAUUCAAUGGAAAUAUUCCCAGGCAACUUUCGCAGCUCUCCUAUCUCCAUGUGCUUGAUCUAGCUGAAAACAAUUUAACAGGUUCAAUACCAAAAACAUUGGCCAACUUAUCUUCAAUGUGGAAGCAAUCCAUGAUGCAGCAAGAAAGCAUCAACACUGGGAUUCAAACAUAUGCAUAUGGCGAUGUUGACAUAGUUUGGAAAGGAAGAGAUUAUAUUUUUCAGUCAUCAGCUGACUUUAUGGCUGCUAUUGAUUUGUCUUGCAAUUCUCUCUCUGGUGGAAUUCCUUCAGAGUUGACAGAAUUAAAGGGUCUCCGUAUGCUGAAUCUGUCAAGAAAUUAUCUAUCUGCUGGUAUCCCAGAACAGAUUGGCGAUCUGUCACUUUUAGAAUCACUUGACCUCUCUUGGAACAAACUUUCAGGCCCUAUUCCUUUAAGCAUGUCAUAUUCGUCUCUCAAUUCACUAAAUCUCUCAAACAACAAUUUGUCAGGAGGGAUACCUAUUGGAAAUCAACUCAGAACGCUUGUUGAUCCCUCUAUAUACAGCAACAAUCCAGGACUUUGUGGUUUUCCCCUAAACAUUGCUUGUGAAAACCAUACCUUGGAUAGGGUAAAUGAACACCGCCAAGAUCUUGAAAUCAUAUGGCUAUACUACUCAAUAAUUGCUGGUGUUGUCUUCGGGUUCUGGUUGUGGUUUGGAGCAUUGUUCCUCUGCAAGUCCCGGAGGUUUGCUUUCUUCAGUUCCAUUGAUGCCAAGCAAAAUAAACUUGUGCAGUCUUUUGGGACCACGUACCCUACUGGAUGCAGACCCCGAGGGAAGUAA
Miscanthus lutarioriparius is the source of this 2517-nucleotide messenger RNA. The record is from the annotation of a GenBank genome assembly. NCBI's taxonomy places the organism in Eukaryota, Viridiplantae, Streptophyta, Magnoliopsida, Poales, Poaceae.